AUGGCCUGGUGGUACAAGCUGUCUCAGAGCCUGUUGAUCCGAGACCCAAUGCUCCGAUACCGCUUGCCAGAUGAAGCAGCCACUGAGGUUAAGCCGGGGUUCAAACGACACCCAGAUCAAAAAAGGCACUGCCACCCAGGCCAGGGGUUAGCAGGCUGGGCUGGGGGUCAGUGUUGGUACACAGCCAAGCCUGGCUCUGAAUCCAACCACCGGGAGACCAGAGGAGGCUGUAGACCAGGCUGCCAUCCAUCCCCAGAGACAGGAAAAGAUAUCAGCUUCGCCUGGGGCAAGGGAGUGGACGUGCGUGUGACGAACCGCCUGCGGGUCCCGCUAACACCAGACAACUUGCAGUCGCUUUCCUUCAGCAUUCCGGGCCUUCACACGCGACUCAACACAACACUCAAACAUGUAGGCCUGUUUCACUAUGGCCAUUUACUGGUGUACAACCUGCCAUCAGUGCCUGCCGACAAACCAGACGAAGACAGCGGGGUGUCCCUCGCUCCUCCAAUGAGCUGCUUUUAUUUGGGAGAGGACGGUGGAGAGGUACUGGGCUCAGCACGAGAUGAUGCGCACGUGGGGAUUGUCUCAAAUUCUGUCUCAUCGGAGGGCGACUGCUUGUAUUCAGCAGGACAACCUGAAGAUUCUCCAUUAAUGGACUCUCCAGAUUUGAGAGGCAGUGACGAGCAGUCUCUGUGCAGCGGUUCAGAGAAUUUCUACACAUGUCCAUCUGCAGCAUCUCUGGACUCCGUUCCGUCCCCUUGGAGUGCGCAUUGGGCGUCAGCCAUCAGGUCCCCGCAUUAUGGGUCAGGGUCAUCCUCAAACCUGCCGAGCUCCACACCGACCAGCAAAGACAAUAGUGACAGUAAUGAGCUGCUGUCGGUGGAGUUCAAAGGGAGGCGCUACAUGCGGGUCCUGUCCCGGGUCAAGCCUAGGACGGAUGAAGACGUGGAGGCCAGUUGGACGGUGACAGACUUCACGAAGCGCGGGGAGCCCGUGUUCUCUCUGCGGCUUGACUUCAUGCGGCCCCGGCCACCCUUACCCCGGUGGAUGGAGGGCAUAGCAGAGAAUUACUGGUGAUGAUGAUGGGCUUGACAAGAACUGAACAGUACAUGUCAAUUUUUUACUGAUCUGCCUCCAAUGUUGAGGAACAUCUGACCAAUUCCUACUGUCAAAUAAACAAACUCCAAUUAAACCUA
Molecule: messenger RNA, 1196 nt
Organism: Coregonus clupeaformis (lake whitefish)
Lineage: Eukaryota; Metazoa; Chordata; Actinopteri; Salmoniformes; Salmonidae
Exons: 3
Coding region: 1-1077 (358 amino acids)
Source: RefSeq, a predicted model, not a curated record